Mauremys reevesii (Reeves's turtle) is the source of this 1326-nucleotide messenger RNA. RefSeq names its product immunoglobulin superfamily member 1-like. Lineage: Eukaryota; Metazoa; Chordata; Testudines; Geoemydidae. The transcript is spliced from 6 exons. The record is from RefSeq and is a predicted model, not a curated record. The coding region runs from base 177 to 1082 and encodes 301 amino acids.
CUGGAGAUUUCAGAGAAACCAGCUGAUAAGAAGAAAGGGGCCAAGCGCAUCAUGGGCUUCCUGGGGCUGCAGCCCCCGGCGCAGUUCCUCAUUCCCCUCGCCCUGGGGCCUCAGGCUCGGUGGAGCUCAGCACUGGGGUGCUGGUGGCAGCACUGAGGGGACCCCACUGCCCCAUCAUGGCAUCCGCUCUGACCGUCCUCCUCCUUGGCUGCUGGCUGGCCGGGCACAGCGGGGUGUGGGGAGAGCCCAGCUACCCCAAACCCAACAUCUCCCUGCUGAGCCCCAGCUGGGGGGUCUCCCUGGGGGGAGCCGUGACCGUCCAGUGUUGCAGCCAGCACGAGGGCCUGCAGUUCGUGCUGAAUAAAGAGGGACGCCGUGUCCAAAUUGUGAAUUCAGACUUUCUCGCUCUGUUUCUCAUCAACAACGUGAGCCGGGAGGACGGCGGGAGCUACAACUGCUCCUAUCACAACCAAUCGGAGCCGUCUGCCAUGUCAGACCCCAGCGACCCCAUGGAGCUGGUGGUGAGAGAUCCCGGCUUACCCAGACCCUCCAUCUCCCUGAGCCCCACCGGGGUCACCGUCCCAGGGGCAGACGUCACCAUCCGGUGUCAGGGGCAGCGCCGGGACGUGAGGUUCUUCCUGCACAAGGCUGGAGACCGGAACCCGCAGCAACACAUGGGCCCUGCUGAGAACGUGGCCGAGUUCCACAUCCCCAGCAUGGGCCGGCAGCACGGAGGGAACUACAGCUGCAGCUACCGGCUCCGGUCAGAGCCCUUCGUCUCCUCGCUGCCCAGCAACACCGUCGACAUCUUUGCAGCAGGGCGCCUGGAUUUCACCUACACCAACAUCGCCCGCCUGGUGCUGAGCGCCGUGGUCCUGCUCGUCCUGGGGCUGAUCCUGGCUGAGGCCUGUUACAGCCGUCCGAGGGGGGGUGCCCUAGGAGCCUGGAUCCCGCCGUCCAGAGAAGAGAAUCUCCUCAGGGGACAAGCUGCUUCCCCUCGGGGUGCUGAGACACCGGCACAACCCCCCCUGCUCCGAAACACCCCUGCCCCAGAGAAUCCCCCCCAGCAGCUCCCAAUCUGACAGUGGCACACCAGGAUCGAACCCCCGCUGACUUGUGUGACGUUGUGUGAUGAAGUGGGGGAUUUUCUUGUUUUUUCCUUGGUUUUCCAAUGGUUUGCAUGCAGAGGGGGUGGGACUCAGUGCUACUCAUUUAACAAGGGAAGGGGAGAGGGAGUUUUGUUGUUGCAGAGAACCAGCGAGGGAACUUGGGACCCCAGCCAAUGGCCUGGAGGAUGGAGACCCCAGUGACUGGGGACCUGGUGAC